AUGACCCACAGUUUAUCGCGAACUGCAUAUACCGAAGCUCUCAAUGAACUCGACAACAAGCGGAUCAAGUGUGUCAAACCUUUGAUUCCUCCGCAGAUCCUCAUGGAGGACAUUCCGUUGACACUGAGAGCGGCGCAGACUAUUUUAGAAGGACGUGUGGCGUCAGAAAACGUGAUUAAAGGCCAAGACGACCGACUAUUGGCAGUGGUGGGUCCUUGCUCAAUCCACGACGUAAAGUCAGCCAAGGAGUAUGCAACGCGGCUAUUGGCGUAUGCCAACCGAGCCAAAGAUGAUCUUUUAAUUAUCAUGCGUGUCUAUUUUGAAAAGCCGAGAACGACAGUGGGCUGGAAAAAAUUGAUCAAUGAUCCUUUCUUGGGCAACAGGUAUGGACAGAACUUAUCACACAAGAACGAAAUGGGCCUUCCGACGGGCUGUGAGUUUUUGGAUAACAUCUCACCGCAAUAUACAGGCGACCUGGUUUCUUGGGGUGCAAUUGGUGCAAGAACAACAGAGUCCCAAGUGCAUCGCGAGCUCGCCUCUGGUCUUUCUUGUGCUGUUGGUUUCAAAAAUGGCACUGAUGGUAGCGUGACAGUUGCAAUGGAUGCAAUCAAAGCAGCUAGCAAUGGUCAUCACUUUCUGUCAGUGACCAAACAGGGUUUGUCUGCAAUUGUUGAAACCGAGGGAAACAAUGCGUGUCAUAUUAUCCUUCGGGGCGGGCAGCUUGGUCCCAACUAUGAGGCCGAACAAGUCAAACAGACGGCCCGAGCUUUGGAAAGAGCAAAACUCCCUUCCCGUAUCAUGGUCGAUUGCAGUCAUGGAAAUAGCAAUAAGGACCACAAGCGCCAAUCGGUUGUUGCCUUAUCAGUUGCUCAACAACUUGCACGGCCUCGAGCAACAGGUGACAACAUUGUUGGUGUUAUGAUCGAAUCCCAUCUGGUAGAAGGACGUCAAGAUAUUCCUGCUGAAGGAGCCCAUCGAUUGACGUAUGGCCAAUCCAUUACGGAUGCCUGCAUCUCUUGGGAAGACACUGUGAAGGUGUUGGAUGAAUUACGAGAAGGAGUGCGUGCAAGACGAGUGGCUAGGCUUGCUAUUUAG
Zychaea mexicana is the source of this 1095-nucleotide messenger RNA. RefSeq names its product 3-deoxy-7-phosphoheptulonate synthase. The transcript is spliced from 8 exons. The record is from RefSeq and is a predicted model, not a curated record. Gene Ontology annotation, molecular function: 3-deoxy-7-phosphoheptulonate synthase activity. Gene Ontology annotation, biological process: aromatic amino acid biosynthetic process. NCBI's taxonomy places the organism in Eukaryota, Fungi, Mucoromycota, Mucoromycetes, Mucorales, Lichtheimiaceae. Bases 1 to 1095 code for a protein of 364 amino acids. Gene Ontology annotation, cellular component: cytoplasm.